GAAUGAUAACAUUUUGAUAAAUAAACAAUUAUAAAUGAAAUAUUUAUGUGCAUAACUGUAUUAUUAUUUAUGGUAUUAAUUGUUAUAGGUUUGAAUCUUCUACGUCAUGUUACAACGAAAAUUAAUGAAAAUUACAUGGUGUAGACUUCGUAAACAAUAUCUACACAGUACAAAGUGUUUAAAUGAAAGUUCAAAAAAACAUGAUGUUAAAAAGAUACGUAAUAUUGGAAUUUUGGCCCACAUUGAUGCAGGCAAAACAACAACAACUGAAAGAAUGUUAUUUUAUUCCGGACUUAUUAAAAAUAUGGGAGAAGUACAUCAUGGUAAUACGGUGACGGAUUAUAUGGAACAAGAACGUCAACGUGGUAUAACGAUAACUUCAGCUGCAGUUACAUUUAAUUGGAAAAAUUAUCGCUUUAAUUUAAUCGACACACCUGGACACAUAGAUUUUACUAUGGAAGUAGAACAAGCAUUAUGCGUUAUGGAUGGUGCUGUUGUUAUACUUGACGGAUCAGCUGGUGUCGAAGCUCAGACGUUAACAGUUUGUCGACAAGCAGAUAAAUAUGAAAUACCUAAAAUUAUUUAUAUCAAUAAAAUGGAUCGACCGGAUGCAAAUCUUGAAGAAUGUUUAAAAUCUAUAGAAUUGAAAUUAGAUUGUAAUGCAUUACCGAUACAAUAUCCUAUAAAAAAAGGAGAUGUUUUGGAAGGUCUGAUAGACAUCAUAGGUUUAGAAAAACUAAUAUUUAAUAAAAAAAGUCAAGGACUUGAUUUCCUAAGAAAAAAAUUAACACAGAGCGAAGACAAAGAUUUAUGGGAUAUGGCAAACGAGAAACGUGAAAUAUUGAUAGAUAAAUUAUCUAAUUUAGAUGACAAAUUAGCAGAUGUGAUUAUAGAAGAAGAAUCACUUAAUAAAAUAACAGAUCAAGCAAUAUGUGAAUCUUUAAAAAGAAUUACAUUAUCGAGAAAAGGUGUACCUGUUCUUAUCGGUAGUUCUUACAAAAAUAUUGGUGUACAACCUUUAAUGGAUAGCAUCAUAUUAUAUUUGCCAUUUCCAGAUGAGUCUAAAAACGAUUAUCGUUGUUUCCAAAAUAAUUUAUCUGCACGUGUAUUUAAAAUCGUACACGAUAAACAAAGAGGAGCCAUAACUUUUUUCAGAAUUUAUACCGGUACUAUGAAGAAAGGCGAUAAAAUAUAUAAUGUUGGAAAAGAAAAGGUAGAACAAAGUAGUCGUUUAUAUCUUGCCUGUGCAGACGAUUACGAAGAAAUUAAUGAAAUUAAUAAUGGUAAUAUUGCAGCUGCUACUGGAUUACAAACUACUGUUACUGGUGAUUUGAUAACUACUAGUGCUUCAGUAGCGAAGCAAGCACAAAAAAAGCUGAAAACAUCUACUGAAUCAUCAUCUGAAAGAAAAAUGGAUGUUUUUACUUCUGGUACUACAAUACCGGAUCCUGUCUUCUUUUGUUCUAUAGAACCACCAUCUCUGUCGAAACAAGUACCUUUAGAAAUCGCAUUAAAAGAACUCGAAAGAGAAGAUCCUAGUUUAAAAGUAAAACAAGAUGAAGAAACUGGUCAAACUGUACUGGCUGGAAUGGGAGAAUUGCAUAUUGAUAUUAUUAAAGAAAGAAUUAGAACAGAAUAUAAAAUCGAUGCUGAUCUAGGUCCCUUGCAAAUAGCUUAUAAAGAAGCAAUAACAAAAUCAGUCAAAGACACUUUCUCUUCUGAAUACAAAAUAGGAAAAACUUUUCAUAGUGUUAGUAUAACUAUGUCAUUAAUACCAAACUACAAGGAAAAAGAAAUGUUACAAUUAGAUCAUACAAGAGAAUCUGCAUCUAAUAUUGAUGAUAUAUCGCCAAAGAUGAUGGUAGCCAUUAAAAAAAGUGUUAAACUUUCUCUUAUGAAUGGUCCAAAAUUAAACUCUCCUGUUAUAGAUACUGGAGUUAAAUUACAUUGGUUAGAAAUACGGAAAGGUACAUCGGACACAAUUGUCGCGGCUGCAGUUUCACAAUGUAUCAGACGAUUGAUGCAGAAUGGAGAAAGUAUAAUAUUGGAACCAAUAAUGAACGUAGAAAUUGUUGUAAUAGAUGAAUAUUCAUCUGCAACACUUGCAGAUCUUAAUAAACGAAGAUGUGAAAUAAAAAAAGUUGAUACACGUGGACGAAAUAAGAUUAUUACUGCGUUCGUGCCAUUGUCGAAUUUACUUGGAUACUCGACAAAUCUAAGAAUCAUCACGUCUGGAAAUUCGUCAUUUACGAUAGAAUUUAGUCAUUACAAAGCUAUGGAGUCUAAUGAUGAACAAGAAGCUAUUAAAAGGAUAACUGGAUUUUAAUAUUUCGAUUAAGUAUAAUUUAGUUCAAUUAUUUAACUAUUAUUAUAAUUAAAAUACUGUUCAAAAAUAGAUAAUAUGUAUAUAUAUAAAACUAAUCGAUUAGACAGAGAUAUCACUGUAUUAUAAAAGAAAAUAAUUUUCAAUUAAAUUAUCAUUAUUAUUAUUUUUAAUUAUUACAAUUUUCUUUCAGCCUUUCUAUCGGCUUGAUUGCAUGAAAAUAUAUUAUUAUCAUCAUAGUGAUGUAUUACAAUUUUUUAUUCGUCAUUGUCAAUUCUUUUUGUCGACCACUACGCAUGAUGUUGGAAAGCACAAUUUUCAAAUCAUCGCCUUGAUUGCAGUUAUUGUUAUUGUUAUUAUUAUUGUUAUAUUAAAUUAGAGCAAUUUAAAGCGUAUCGUUAGAAAAAAGAAUCAUUUAUUUUGCUUUUUGAACAAAACAAAAACUUACCAGCCACACCACGAGUAGCAGUCGCGUAUAAAUAUAUUAAUAUUGCUUAGAAUCAUACGAAAAGGUCAUACAUAGUAAAAUAUAUGUAUAUAUAUAUAUAUAUAUAUAUAUUAUAUGUAUGGAGGGAUUAAAUGUUGUUUAGCGUCGAAUUAAUUUUUUUUUUUUUUAACAAUCAUCAACGUUGCAUACAAAAUCUACAAAAUACAGAGUGGAUUG
This is a messenger RNA of Polistes dominula (European paper wasp), 2987 nucleotides long. It is a transcript of the gene mRRF2, whose product is annotated as mitochondrial ribosome recycling factor 2. Gene Ontology annotation, molecular function: GTPase activity; GTP binding. Gene Ontology annotation, biological process: ribosome disassembly; mitochondrial translation. Lineage: Eukaryota; Metazoa; Arthropoda; Insecta; Hymenoptera; Vespidae. The record is from RefSeq and is a predicted model, not a curated record. Gene Ontology annotation, cellular component: mitochondrion.